Molecule: messenger RNA, 10294 nt
Organism: Pocillopora meandrina
Lineage: Eukaryota; Metazoa; Cnidaria; Anthozoa; Scleractinia; Pocilloporidae
Source: the annotation of a GenBank genome assembly
AUGGUCCAAAACGUCCCAUCGCGUGUACUGAUCCCUCCUAAAGCUCUGCCAACAUGUACCGAGGUCACAUGUUCUUUAUGGAAUCAGCAGAUUCUAUCACCACCCCUUGGAAGAAAUGAGGCCUUAGUGAGCAGUGUGAUGGAACUAGUCUGUGGAAACCUUCCUGGUACAGAGGAACGUUACGAGUUCAAUGUGAAAGUGAAGGUGGCUUUAUCCCACAGUGCUAGUGACAUUAAAGGAUACGAAUUGGUGAUCAAAGAAUUGAUCAAUGAGAAGACCAAUGAUUGGAGGGACUUGAAAACCAGAUGGGCUUGGACGCCAUCAGGUAGUAGCUAUGUUGGUAAUUUACAGGGUACAGCCAUCCUUCCUUAGACAACUUGACCUCUUUCCUUACACGAAACCACAAACAAAUUGACUGUAUAAGAGGAUGCAUAGGCUUUCUAUUUCUUUCUUAUAGACUUGGUUUGUAAUUGAAGUUGGUCCUUUUAAUGUUCAUCUUUAUCUUGUGUGAUUGUCCUACUGCCACUUCAGUUGUUUUACUUCUUCCAGUAUUACAAUCAUACUUGUCAGAAACAAAUUUAAAGAACUGUUUGUAAAAAUAUGAAGCUGAAUCAACAAAGAUAUAGGAUUGAAAAUAGAGGGUUUUUUAAGUCAACAACACCUUCUGCCUCAUUACAGAUAUCAAAGAUGAGCAUUCUGGCGUGGAUGAAUUCCCAGACUGGUUAUUUCCGUUUGCAGAGGCAGAAAUUACGAGUUUUUCUUCAUUUGCGGUGGUCUGGCGUCUCAAGUCUUUCACGUUUAAAAACCCUUCGACUUUGUCAUCUUCCUUUCCCUGCAUUCUGUCAGACCAUCCAGGAGUGAGUGUAACAUUCCCUGAGAGUUCUCUCCCAACAGGACAAACCUUUGCUCUUACUGUACAGGUACCUAUACAUCCUUUCCACCAGAAUAUAUCCUAAUAGUUUACAUAUUAACAUUACGUUUUUGCUGUUAAAGACAAUAUUUUUGAACACGAAGGUAGACUUAUCAGCCUAUGUUUUUUUUUUUUUUUUUUUUUUUUUUAAUUGCAACACGAAAAACACUACUUUUUACAAAACAAGACGAACACUACUUACAAUACCACCUACAAGACGUUACUUAUUCUACUUACUAUAUUAUACUUCCUUAGACUGCAAUUCUUACCCUACUUUUUACAGUUUUUUUUUUUUUCGCUUACACACCUAUGUAUCUAUUAAAUUAUAAUUCAAAAUGGGUUUCCAUUUAGCCUCUAGCAUCUUCUUAUCAUUAAACUUAGCCGCAAUGUGACAUUCAGUUUCAUAUUUUCUUUUAACUAGUUCCUUAUACGAAGGAAAAAAGGAAGACUAUUAUUCCUACGGCAAUUCCAUAAAUGUAGCUUACCUAAAACGAUUAAGUAAUUAAAUAAAGAACAAUUAGUAUCUGUGACACCAAUUAAAAUAGUCUUUAACUCAAGUUUCCUUUGUUCUUUGGCUAUAGCGAUCCAAUAAGAUUCAAAUUCUUCCCAAAAUGCAUGUGAGUAAACACAGUAAAAGAAUAAGUGAUCAAUUGUUUCCGCACUAGUAUUGCAAAAAGUGCAAAGAUCGCUUUGUAUUAAACCUAUCUUAGCUAAGCGGGAAUUUGUGAAUAAAAUGUCAUUUAGUAUUUUAAAUUGAAAGCAUUGCACAUAUGUCUCGCAGAUACAGGACCUUAUUAAUGAGAAGGCCUUUUUGUUUCCACAUCAUCAAUAGAAAAUUUAGAUUUCAACUUUGUGAAGCCUCUGGACUCUGUCGCCUUACUGGAUAUAAGCAAACCGUAGAAAUCCCUAGACUUGCUAAGUGCUGGAUCAAAGAUUUUAUCACCGAUUUUAAAUUGCAGUGAUCUGACAUGAUCUUUCUUAAUUUCGUGGCAUCGAAUUCUUAGAUGACUUGGUACUGCGCAACGAACACCAGUCCAGGUCAGAAAGUUGGAAUCUUUUAAACCAUUACGUUUUGCAAGGUUAAAGGACUCUGUGUUACUCAAAUCAAAUUUUAAGUCGCUUAAAAGAAUAAUAUUUGCGCUAUUAUAAUUAUAAUAGAAUAAAGGUUUGCCGUUUACUCUAAUGUUAUGAUUGUUCCAGAUGAUUGUUUCACGUAGACUUACAAGAUCAAAUUUAGAACGAAAAUCUGACCACCAGUGUAACAUCUCCUUAUAAAAUAUUGGGGAAAUGUUAUAGUCAUUAAUAUUAUAAUCACAAUGAAGAAAAAAUUCUCCACCAAAAGGUUUUAGUAAAUGUAAUAGAUACGCUUUCCAGGGAUAAAAAUUAUCGCUUAGAAAUCUUCCAAUCCAUGAAAGUCGGAGUGACAUAAUUGACGUUGUAAAAUCAGUUACCUUUAGGCCACCAAAUUCAACAUCAUUUAUUACUGCUGUCCUGGCGAUUUUAUCAGGACCCUUCCAAAGAAAAUUAUAUAUUAUUGAUUGAAGGGCCUUUAUGAACUCCAAAGGAGAAGGAAGAAUUGACGAGAUGUAUAAAACUUUAGGAAGUAGUAAACUCUUAAUAAUUGUAACUUUACCAAACAGAGAGAGGCCUCUCCAACUCCACAAGCGUAUCUGAGAUUUAAUUCCUUUGAGCUUAUCGUAGAAAUUCUUUUGCACUGAUUCUUCGUUAUUGUAACUAAAGUGAACCCCUAAAGCUUUUUACAGUUUUACGCCAUUUCAAUGCUAGAGGUGUUUCGAUGUUAUUACGGGAAGAGCCAAUCCACAUUGCUUCGGUUUUUUUGUAUAAUUCACCUUUAGGCCAGAACAUUUUUGGAAUUGAUCAAGUAACUUAAAAAGGUAUUGAGCAGAUCUGAUAUCCGACACAAAAGCUGUUAAAUCAUCUGCAUACUGUGCCAUUUUGAAUUCUUUUUCAUCUAUUUUGAUUCCAUCUAUUUCUGAACAUGAGCGAAUAGCGACUGCUAGUAGUUCCAUAGCAAUGAUAAACAAGUAAGGAGAAAGGGGGUCUCCCUGCCUUACACCUCGAUUUAUUUCAAAGCUAGCUGAGAGCGUUCCAUUGUUGAUAAUACAACUUGUUAUGUUACUGUAAAAGGUUUCUAUCCAUCUUGUAAGACUGGAUCCAAAUCCAAAGACUUCUAAGCAUUUGAACAUAAAAUUCCACUCCAGACUAUCAAAAGCUUUCUCAAAAUCUAUAAAAAGUAGCAAUCCAGGGAUUUCAUAAGUUUUCGUGUAAUCCAUUAUAUCUAGAAUUGAUCUUGCGGCUUCCCCUAUGUAGCGACCUGAAACGUACCCAGUUUGAUUGCUAUGAAUGAUUUCGGGUAAAACUUUGACAAUACGGGUCGCUAUAACUUUGGACGCAAUUUUGGCGUCGACGUUAGUCAAGGAUAUUGGCCUCCAAUUUUCUAAGUAAGUCCUAUCCUUGUCCUGUUUCUCAAUAAGAGUAAUCACUGCCUGUCUCUGAGAUGGGGACAUUUCCUUCUUCAUAAAAGCUUCAUUAAAUGAAUUAAUCAAAGUAUCACUAAGUAAUGGCCAGAAGGUGUUAUAAAAUUCAAUGGGUAACCCGUCGUUGCCUGGCGUUUUUGCAGUUGGAAAAGUUUUGAGAACGUCAGCCUAUGAUUCGAUAAGCACUCUCUUACCUUCAGUCAGCGACUUCUGUGAGAGAUGAUUGUGUAUUCAGUUUGCUUUAACGACUCUUUAUUAAGUUGGUGCGGCUUUAGGUUUUCAUUAGUACACAUAGUACAGUUUCAUCUUUCUUUGAAGGUGCAAGAGGUUCCGUGCAGUAAUGCUAAACUGAAAGAACCACCAGUUGUUGGACCUAUCCUACACAUCUCAACUUCUGAACCAGUUCAGCUUUUAGCACCUGCUAGGCUCACAAUCCCUGUUACGCUCCGGGAAGACGUACCCAAAUGUCUGGAUUAUUCGGCCACUGACGUCAGGAUAUUUUGCCGAAUCUCUGAAGAGGAUGAAAGAGAAUGGAACGAAGUCACAGAGCAGUUAGAAAAUAUAGCGGUUCUUGAAAAUGGGACAGUGACGUUUACAGUAAAUCACUUCUCAGAGUAAGUAUACUCUUCUGGCUGUUUUGAAAGCAGAGACAAACUGCAAAGCAUUCACGUGGGUAGGGUCGUGGUAAAUCUUUUGCAGAAAAGAAAUGCAUCAUUAGGUGACAUCAGGGUGCACAAAACUACAGAAAAGAGGAAAAAAACAAAACAAAGGAAACCAAACGACUAAAUUAUUACUCUAAAUCCGAUUCGUCAUCUAUAGGUAUUCUUUAUAAACCUUAAUCGACCUUUCAGGGAUCUCAGUUUAUUACACAAUCGCGAUGUGACUCGCUUAUCAACGAGAUCUCGUGGGAGAACGAUUUGUUUUGUCCGCCCUUAACUGACGUAAACGUAGGCAUGGUACGCAUGCAAAAGAUUUUUUUUUCCAUGGGUGGGUUGAAAUAGGCUUCUAAGUAACUGAUGUUUGCAUUUUUGUAAAAGAAAAGAGCCUUUACUUUCAAAAGAUUCCAAUGAAAAUAUCGAUCAGUGGAGAGCAAAGAAACCUUUCAAUUUAUCCAAAAUAAACUCUGACACACGUACUUUAUAGUCUAUUGCCACUCUUGUCUGAAUAACUGUUGGCAAAAAGAAACUGCAUUGACGUCACGCUUCCUGUAGUGUCAUUCCCCUAUUGCACUCUUUCCUUCGUUGCGUGACGAGACCAAGCAACGGUCUGUUCGCAGGCCAAGGCAAUGGUUACUGUCGUUCCUUCGUCAGCGAAUUUGAUUGAUAGCAAAUGUGCACGUGAGAAUUGCGUGGAAAACUGACUAACCGUAGCAUUUAGUUCCAUGAGAAAUUUUCUCAGUGGGGUAGGAUUAUGUCAUAAAAUUUAGGCUGUUUACUGGAAAAUGGCAUUUAAUCUGAGAAAGUUUCUCAGUAAAAAAAAUGGGUUUUUUGCUUUAGGCUGAGAAUAUGUUUUUAACAAUUCUGGGGACUGGCUUUAAUCUUUUGUAUUGGUUAAAAUUUAAGCGUCGAUCAUUUCAAAGCUUCAAAAUCCCCCCCCCUGGGCAACCCCCCAGUCCUUUGAACUUUUUGAAGAUUGGUUCGUUUAAAUUCCCGGCACCCCAAGGGCCAAAACUGCGUCUAAAUUCCCCACUCAAGUGCCAGAUUUUAUGAUCAAUUACCCCUCUUCCAAAGAAAAAAUGUUUAAAUGGCGAGAAAAAGGCAUGGUUUAUGGCCUUUCGGUUAUAAGCAUAAUUCUAACAUAUUCUACGAUGUGAAAUUUUAUCAUGCUGCUGUGUUUAGCCACUGAAUGCAAUACCUUCGAAUGAAUUAUAUUUGUUUUACAUUUACAGCAUUGGUUCAUGUACUAUUCAAUAGCUGUUCAUGCAUACUCUACGGACAACAACUACUUUGUGAAAAUAGCAAGAUCAGCGCUGCGACUUACUGAAUUGACCAUUCAAGCUGUAAAACCUAAAUGUCCGUGGGUUGUCUGGGAGGGGGGGUUGUUGAAACUUCGAAUUGAUCGGUGCUUUAGCAGUUAAUCCGUAAUUCUACGCAAGAGAUCAUUUGCAUAUAUUCUCUGUUAAAAGAUGCGCGCGCUCUGAUUUGAUGAUGAAUUAUCGGGAAUACUCUCUUAACUUUAAUGACUCUAUGAAUAGAUGUUGUUAAGUUUGUGUCGUUUUCCCUUAGGCACUGGGUUUGGAUUGACCGAUUGAAAUUACCCUUUGUUACCCUAAAGAAUCUUGCCGAUGACUUCUGUAGAAGACUGAUGUUACAAGAAGUAGGAUUUUUUGCUCGUUUAUAUGCAACAGAAAAUCCCUCGAUCUACGUGCUGACUCUUUGCUGCUUCCCACUACAUCUUAGAGAACAAGUGCAAACUCUAUCUCCAGAUCCUCGCCGCGUUUGUGCUCAAGGGGGAGGAAACUCGCGGAAGCCACUGUGUAAAGAAGAUUGGAUGUCUGUGUCUCUUUCCAACGCAUUUACUUUGCAAAAAGGCAAUCCAUACAACCUCUUGAAGUGAGUUUAGUGUGAGUUUCUGUGUCCGGCAACUUGGAGUAGAUGUGUAAUGAGAAACAUAUCUUUUGCGUGGACAAAUAGAAAUACCUAGUAUUUAUAUCUUCGUCUCAUUUGUUUGUGCCAGGUUUCUCGGAACUGAUCCUUUUGAAGGUAGUUUGCGUGUAUCAAUUAGCGACCUUAGUAACCUGCAAGUAGAGUUGUACAUGGAGAAGCAAUUUAAUAGGGACACUCUAUGCACGCUGUAUUUCGUUCCGACCUUUCCAGAUCAGGUAUGUAUUAUAUGAAGUUGAAAAUAUUGAACUAUGGGAGUAAAUUCUGAUUAGGAGGUGUUUUAGAAACGUAAUUUUGAAGCUCUUUCCUUCGGGCUGAGUAACUCAGGAUUCACCCGCCCAAAAGAUACCUCCAUCUGUGCGAAGGUUUUAUACCCCUCACGCUGCCGUGCAAAGUGCGUGACAAGGAAGCUUCACAGAAGAUUAAGUUAGCUCUUUCAAAUAACUCCUUCACUGUACUUCUUUUCUAUUUAUCAUCUUGCAUCUAUUUGGCACUGGUGAGGUUAAGUUAGACUUAAAUUGCUACUGGCAGAGCUAGACUACUCUUUUUGUGGGAUAUCUAGUCAGACAGUUUGCUGCAGCCUGAGUUUUACGGAUUGUUAGUGAAAAUAAAAUAAAGACACUACCACUUGAGUGAUUUUAAGUCCUUAUGAAAUCACGGGAGUGAAUCGCAACAGAAAUCGCACUCAAAGUCGCAGCAAAAAAUCGUCAAUUUUCUAGUGACGAGGCUAGAGAAUUGAUAGACAUCAUGUCGGAUAAAAUAUUAAGAAAUUAACUUUCUCUGUUGCAGACCUCUUCUCCCAGGUACUUUCCUUCUACAGCACAGGUAGCCAUGCCUGAGCAAAAGGAAGAUCAGGUGAAAUUCGAAGUUCCGUGUUAUUUACGUUUCCCUCAGCUUAUGUUCGAUAUCAUAUUUUAUCAGAUGUGUCGGCCUCGGAAAAAAGAAAAUGAUAAUAAUUGAUCAUUUGAUUUUGAUGAAGUCACCGGCUGAAAAAAGCCUCCCACAUGUUUAGUAGUUUCUAUCAGCGCUUUCCAGUCUUCGUGUUGUCUGAUCGUCCGGGUGAGUGUAGUCCUGACGACCCUAGGGACUGUUGUCGGUAGUACUGACUGACGUUUUGACAAACUCAGCACAAGUCAUAAUCAGACAGUCCAGUGAAGGGCUGUUGCCAGUCGAUUGUUUUAAGUCCGGUUUGUGUAGACUGAUUGGUCACGAAUGCACACCUUGAUAGAAUCAAUAGGGGAACUUUAAGGUGGGUUUUAAGUUAAUAUAAUUUAUCGCACGUUUCCAUAACCUUGUUAUGUUAUUUCAGGUUGCGCUGGAAUCCAGCACAUCUUUCCCCUCACCGAAAGCACUUGAAGAAACAGCUUCAAAUAAUUUCUCAAAAGAAUAUUUGAAAGUUACAAUCUUAGCAGAUGAGUGGAAUUCACUGAAAGGUGGAUUAUCGACGUUUAACAGAGAACUUGCCAUUCAUUUAGCAAGCCAAUCCGACACUCAGGUCACUUUUCUUGUUCCUCACGGUUCAUGUGGAUUGGAAGAAAAAGCAGCAGCUGCGAAAAAUUGUGUUACUAUUAUGGAGGCCAAGAAACUUACUGCAUGCCCUUCCCUUGUAGAAUUGUUUUUUCCACCGAAAGGCCUUGGAAUUGAUGUAGUAAUUGGUCAUGGCGUGAAGCUUGGUCAACAGGCUCAGAUUAUUAGAGAAUCUCGUGACUGCAAGUGGGUUCAAGUAGUGCACACUGCUCCGGAUGAACUCGGUAUGUACAAGGACUAUCCGAAAGCUAUCGCACAAAGUGAAGAAAAGAACCAGCGUGAGGUUAGUCUAUGCGAAAUAGCUGACCUCGUCAUGGCAGUCGGGCCUAAAUUGAAAGGUUUCUACUCCAAUCAUCUACGUUCUUUCAACAAAGACCAAAAUGUUGUGGAAUUUACACCAGGAAUUAUGAGAGAUUUAAUUGAUGUGAAGCUGUCGCAAGACGAUAAUGACGAGUUUCAGGUACUGAUGUUUGGGCGUGGUGAUGACGAAGACUUCAAGCUAAAAGGUUAUGAUAUUGUCGCUGAGGCAUUUGCAAGUCAUGAGCUGAAAAACGACUCCUAUCAUCUCACAUUCGUUGGAGCGAUCCCAGGAAAACAAGACGAAUUUGCAGCGAAGAUUCUUAAAUUUGGUAUCUCUGAAAACCAGCUGUCUGUCAAAGAAUAUAUUAAGGAUAGAAAUCGAUUAAAAGAGCUGCUUCUUCGUAUGGAUCUGGUUAUCAUGCCUUCAAGAACAGAGGGAUUUGGACUCACCGCUCUGGAAGCCUUAUCCGCUGGUUUGCCUAUCCUUGCUGGCCAUAAUUCAGGCUUUUCAAAAGCGUUGCAGAAGGUAAGAUUUGGAGAACUCUGUGUAGUUAACUCCGAUAAACCCGAAGACUGGUCAAAGGCGAUCAAGAAAGUCCGUCAAAAGGAGAGAAAAAAGCGGCUAGACGAGAUGCAACGACUGCGGGAAUUUUAUGAACAGAACUACAACUGGAAAGAACAAUGCGAGAUUCUUGUAAAGGAGAUGAGGAGAAAAGUUUUUGGUAGGCAGGUUCUUUUUUUUCCUUUCCUUCCCUGCUCUAUUCAAACCUUUAACAAUUGAAGCAUUGACUCUUUUUGAGUCUGCUUUUUAUUUGUUUUUCUCUAUUAUUGUCCAUUUAUUCGUUUUUCUCGUCAUUCGUUGAUUGAUUCAUCGAUUUGUCUGUUAUUUAUUCAUUCAUUUAUGUAUUUAGUUAUUCAUAAAUCUGUAUGCUUAUCUAUUCAUGCCUAACUCUUUCUCCUUUCUUCUUCCCUUCAUGUAUGUCUUCCUACCUUUCUCUCUUUCUUCUUUCCUCUUUCCUACCGGCCUUUCCAUCAUCUCUUUACCAAUAUUUCUACUACCACUAGAAAACCAAGUUACAUUCUCUAAAUUUGCAGAUUUAAGCCUUUAAUUACUCUUAUACUUUUCAGCGUAGAACCUCAGUACAUGGACAGUAGACCUAUGAAGACACCGUGAGAAGCAAACACUAUGGUGAUUCAACACAGAACUUUUUACUACUGAAGAAACUAGACAAUUAACAUAUUUUUAGAAUUUUUAUUUCAUUGUAUUAGCCAGGAAAACGUUUACCCAAAUUAGGCUCCGUAGGAUCACCAGAUUUAGAUGUAAAUAUUUUAGAAUAUUUUAUUUUAGUUUUGAUAUAAAUUUCCUCGUAGUGCAAUACUGAAGUUUAACAGUCAAUGGUUUCACCCAGAGACCCGAAUCAACAGUUCAAAAGAAAGUAUGUUACUCAUAAACAUCAAAUAGAUAUCAUAUUUGUUUUCACUUCCCGCCUUUUUUUGACGAUAAUGCUGUUCAACUUUAUCAUAUUUGAGCUAAAAAGCUUUUCUCCACGGACACGAACUAUUCUUGCUGCGUGGGGAUCCUUCACAUCUGUGUGGAAAAUUGUGACUCAGAGACGCGAAGAUGUGGUAUAAUGUUCGAGUGGUGGAGCAAUUUUCAGAUAAGUGUCGAGAGUUAUCCGGGAGUUAUCCUUCAACGUGCUCUGUGAUUGGCUUAGAUAACUCACGGCAAUUAAUUUCAAUCAAUAAGAUGCAAACAAAAACAGUCGCGACUUAGUCACUGACGAUUUCCGUCAGGCAGUUUUCCGUUUUUUAUCCUUAUUCUUUUUUCCUUCGAGUUUACGAUGGUUUCUUUAGAGAUAUUUUUUUCUGCUUUGAUCGACGGUUAUGAUUAGACACCCAAACGAAAAGUGCUCCAUGGAUAAUAGGAAUUGUUCUACCACGAGAACUUUACGAUGAUAUGUUCGAACCUCCAUCUGCCUUACUGUGAAACUAUGUAGCACUUAAUUGUUCAACAAGCAAGAACUCGAACAAAUUCAUGAGUUUAAAGCUCAAACCUGUUGUUGUCUCAAAAGUCGAGUCUGUCAACGCCCAUCAAAUAGGAUAACAAAACACGGCCACUUUGAUGCGUAAAAUUGAAACAAAUACUUGGUGAGUCACGCUUUUAAGGUUGCAAAAAUAUUUCAUCUGGCAUUUGAAGGUUAUAGCAUUCUUAAUCCUUAGUUGUGUAUUUCGUUUUCCAGACCAACAUACUAUAGUUGACACUCUAGCGGUAUUUCGGACAACAUCUAUGGGAAUACGCCCCACUAGGCAGGAAAAAGCGCGAUCCUCAACGGUAUGAGGCAAUUGUGAAAGAUCCGUCGCAACGCACAGACGUGUAUAACAACAAUAAGACGUGCACUCAGUAGAAAUUCUGUAAUUCCGUAGGAAAAAAAAAAUCUUUCAAAUAAACAUACUAC